Acanthamoeba castellanii str. Neff is the source of this 696-nucleotide messenger RNA. RefSeq names its product haloacid dehalogenase (HAD) superfamily protein. The record is from RefSeq and is a predicted model, not a curated record. Bases 1 to 696 code for a protein of 231 amino acids. Lineage: Eukaryota; Discosea; Longamoebia; Acanthamoebidae. The transcript has 3 exons. Gene Ontology annotation, molecular function: phosphatidylglycerophosphatase activity.
AUGGUGCAGAGUUGGAACUGGGCUGGGGUGUACUGGGCGCUACGGAGUGUGGCAAUGCAGCGCGGGUUGGUGGUGCCCCACUUCCGCGUGCCCGACAUACGCUCGAUCAAUUGGGCCGCCCUCAAGGCCCGCGGCUGCCGGGGCGUGGUCUUCGACAAAGACAACACCCUGACCGCCCCCUAUGCGCCCAGCGUCUUCCCGACCCUCGCCGACGCGUUGCGGCAGUGCCUCGACGUGUUCGGGCGCGAUGGCCUGGUGGUGUUCUCCAACUCGGCGGGGUCGGGCGACGAUGCAGGCUACGAGGAGGCCCACAGGAUCGAGCGCACACUGGGCCUGCCGGUCCUCCGCCACGCACACAAGAAGCCGCUCGGGUUCGACAGUGUCAUGCAGCACUUUGCGGCCCUUUCCUCUCCCUCCUCGUCGCCAUCAACGACUGUCACGGCGCCCUCGCAGCUGGCCAUGGUGGGCGACCGCUACUUCACCGACAUCCUCUUCGGCAACCUGCACGGCAUGCUCACUGUCCACACCUCGCUCCUCACCUCCACCGGCGACCCCGCCGUCGUGAAAGCGAUACGGAACUGGGAGGAGGACUACGUGCUGUGGCUGAUGAAGCAGGGCGUACGACCACCAGCCCAUCCGCUUUAUGACGAGUCCAUUCUCCAUGGCUCCGUUCCGCCCGAGCCACAAGGCCAAUAG